GAUGCAGCAGCUGUUUUACGAAAACUACGAGCAGAACAAAAAAGGCUACAUCCGAGACCUGAGGAACAGCAAAAUCCACCGAGCUAUAACGCUGCACCCCAAUAAGAACCCCCCGUACCAGUACAGGCUUCACAGCUACAUGUUGAGCCGCAAGAUCGCGGAGCUGCGCCACAGGACCGUGCAGCUGCACCGGGAAAUUGUCCUCAUGAGCAAAUACAGCAACACAGAAAUCCACAAAGACGACCUGCAGCUGGGGAUGCCGCCUUCCUUCAUGCGAUUCCAGCCCCGGCACCGGGAAGAAAUCCUGGAGUGGGAGUUUCUUACGGGCAAGUAUUUGUAUUCGGGCGCCGACGGGCAGCCCCCUCGGAGAGGAAUGGACUCGUCGCAGCGCGAAGCGCUGGAUGACAUUGUGAUGCAGGUCAUGGAAAUGAUCAACGCCAACGCGAAGACCCGGGGAAGGAUCAUCGAUUUCAAGGAAAUCCAGUACGGCUAUCGCAGAGUCAACCCCAUGUACGGAGCCGAGUACGUUCUUGACCUGCUGCUUCUGUACAAAAAGCAUAAGGGGAAGAAGAUGACGGUGCCGGUCAGGAGGCACGCGUACCUGCAGCAGACGUUCAGCAAGAUCCAGUUCCUGGAGCACGAAGAGAUGGACGCCAAGGAGCUGGCCAGCAAAAUCAACCAGGAUUCCGGAUCUCUGUCUUUCCUCUCCAACUCGCUGAAGAUGUUUGUUCCCUUCCAGCUCAGCAGAUCGAAAGUAGAGAGGAAGGAACUCAAAGACAAGAAGAUCAACAUCCUCAUUCCUCUCUUGGGACGUUUUGACAUGUUUGCCAGGUUCAUGGGGAAUUUCGAAAAGACGUGCCUCAUUCCAAACCAGAACGUCAAGCUGGUCGUCCUGCUUUUCAAUUCCAACUCCAACCCCGACAAAGCGAAGCAGAUCGACCUGAUGAGAGAUUACCGCUCCAAAUACCCUAAGGCCGACAUGCAGGUUUUACCGGUGUCGGGGGAGUUCUCGAGGGCGCUGGCUCUGGAAGUUGGAUCUUCUCAGUUCCAGAACGAGUCUUUACUUUUCUUCUGUGACGUUGACUUGGUGUUUACCACAGAAUUCCUCCAGCGGUGUCGAGCCAAUACGGUUUUGGGUCAACAAGUAUACUUCCCCAUCAUUUUUAGCCAGUACGAUCCAAAGAUUGUUUAUAGUGGAAAAGUUCCUAGUGACAAUCAUUUUGCCUUCACCCAGAAAACGGGUUUCUGGAGGAACUACGGCUUUGGGAUUACCUGUAUUUACAAAGGUGAUCUUCUUCGAGCAGGUGGUUUUGAUGUCUCCAUCCAAGGUUGGGGCCUCGAAGACGUCGACCUCUUUAACAAAGUCAUUCAAGCUGGCUUAAAAACUUUCCGAAGCCAAGAAAUCGGAGUAGUCCACGUGCAUCACCCUGUUUUUUGCGACCCUAACCUUGAUCCAAAACAGUAUAAAAUGUGCUUGGGGUCCAAAGCUUCGACUUAUGGGUCCACGCAGCAGCUGGCUGAAAUAUGGUUUGAAAAGAACGACCCAAAUUUUGGGAGAAGCAGCAAUACUAAUGGCUCGGUGAGGACAGCCUAAUGUCCAGCUAUGCUGGAGAAGACUUUUUUUUUAAUUAUCUAAUUUAUUUUUGGGAAAAUGUUUUUUGAUAAUUCACUUUUAAAAGACCGCACAGGAUAUAUUUUAGAA
This is a messenger RNA of Apaloderma vittatum (bar-tailed trogon), 1702 nucleotides long. RefSeq names its product chondroitin sulfate synthase 1 (gene CHSY1). The transcript has a single exon. Gene Ontology annotation, cellular component: Golgi cisterna membrane. The record is from RefSeq and is a predicted model, not a curated record. Gene Ontology annotation, molecular function: glucuronosyl-N-acetylgalactosaminyl-proteoglycan 4-beta-N-acetylgalactosaminyltransferase activity. NCBI's taxonomy places the organism in Eukaryota, Metazoa, Chordata, Aves, Trogoniformes, Trogonidae. The coding region runs from base 2 to 1594 and encodes 530 amino acids.